CGCUUCCCUCCCCGGGUACACAAACACCCUGAGUCAACAGCUGACUGCCUACAGGCUCGCAAGGACAAGCGAUGGACUCGGAUGGCUCGCGAUCUAUUCUCAUGUCGCCUUCAACCCGUGACGGAACUCCUCUGCGUGGGACAGGCGGGCCCAUACGCUCGGAGAUUCCAAGGUCGGACCCUGGUGCCGACGCUCGUUCCGCAUCAAGACGCUAUCGCCUUGCACAGGCCUGCGACAGGUGCCAUAAACGCAAGCAAAAGUGCGAUGGUCAGGCACAGUGUGGCCCCUGUGCUGCAGCUGGUGUCGAGUGUACCUUGACAGACAAGGUCACUCAAAAGACUUAUCCGCGUUCCCAUCUGCCAGAGCUCGAGGAACGCAUCUACUGGCUCGAGAAUAUGAUCCAUCAAGCAAGGCCGGGGCUCAACAUAAGGCAUAUACCGACAGGGACUGCCUGUGGUCUGGACGACGCGCCGUCGCUGGCGCACUUGAGAAGGUCAAGAUCACCACGCAGCGGUGCUGGGUCUUCAUCCAGUGCAGGGGGUAAGGGCAUCGCAAUACCACCACCAGCAGAGCUCAACAAGCUCGCAAUGCCGGAAGGGAUGGAGCCAAAGGGUAACCUAUUCCUUGAUCCAUCUCUCGAGAGCGAUGAGGGCUUCCUGCCGGCAGGUGCUGGCAAGGCCUAUGGUCACUACAUGCGCAACACAAAUCUUAGUCAGGAACUUGCUCCCAUCAGGCCCAAUAUAUCAACGCCAACCAUGCUAUUCAGCAAGACGAUUCGCGCGGGAGCACAAAUUGGACAUGCAGGAAACGACACCUAUCCUCCCUACGAAGUCGCGCAGUUGCUUGUGAGCAACUACUUCAACCAUUCUCAUACACAAGCCCCGUUUCUGCAUCAUCCGAGUGUGCAGCAACGCUUCACUGCCUUCUAUGCGACAAACUUCCAAGACACACAGCCAACCUGGUGUUUCAUCUUUUUAAUGGUCUUGGCUAUUGGUGAGACCACGCUGGAAAGGUCCGAGGCGUUGAAUGGGCGCAAAGUACAGCGCGAAGGCAAUUAUCACUUUUUCGAGUCAGCCAUGGAGUUGCUCGAGGAUGCCAUUGACAAGACGUCCAUUACCACGGUGCAAUGUCUGCUGUUGAUGGCAACCUACGCGCUGCAACAUCCACAAGCUCUCAGCAUUUAUCGAAUCGUCGGCUACGCCAUGCGACUCUGCAUUGAAUUAUCCCUGCAUCGCACACAAUCAAAGAAGAAGUCCCUAACGCCACUGGAUCGCGAGAUGCGCAAACGCAUCUUCUGGAGUGCUUAUUCCUUGGACCGGUUCGCCAGUAUCUCGCUUGGCCGGCCUUGCUCCAUUGCAGAUGAGAAUGUCUCUUGCGAAUUGCCACUUGAUAUCGACGAUGGCAUGAUUCGUCAAAACAUGGUGCUUUCGUUGCCAGAUGGAGCAGUGUCGGAGAUGACUUUUUCCCUUGCCAUCUUUAAGCUGAGACGUAUUGCUGGACGCAUUAUUCAGCAGCUCUACUGCGUGAGCAACCUAUCUGCACAUGCGCAGUCCGCUCUAGUGGAUCGCUUCGUCUCUGAGCUCGAAGUCUGGCGACUGACGAUCCCAUCAUCCAGUCAAUUACAGGAAGACGAGUCCAUUGUGCCGAGCUGCUACAAGUCUGAGGAUUGGUUCCAUCUCGGCUACUUCCACGCUCGACUCUUACUCUUCCGCCUACUGGCCCCCAAGGGCAACCCGCGCGAUCUCAGGUAUUGCGCUGAAGCGGCCCUAGCAACGGUGCGGUUGUAUGCUAAACUCCUCGAGCGCCGCUUGCUCAACAUCAAUUGGGCGACACUCGCCAUGUGCUUCACAGCCGGUGUCACUCUAUUGUGGUGCGUCUGGCUCUCCCCGGGUAACUCGCUGGAACCGAGCAUUUCCAUGGCUGAAGUGACCAAAGGUAUUGAGCACACUGAAACUGUCUUGGCGGCGCUGGGUGGAUCUUGGGAUACUGCACAGAAAUGCAUCACCUUAUUUAGGGAGCUAUGCAGCUCAGUCGUUGUGUCAAGGCCACAGGACGGAGGUUUGGAAAUCGGCGGCAAUGUGCUGGACUUGUUUGAUGCAUUUGCCAUGCCUGGUGAUGAGCAGCGCAGUGAGGUCUUUAUGAAUGGCAAUGCAACAGAUGGUCAAAAGGAGGAUGGCGACUUGAGCCACGCAGACAUUCAUGGCACGGGCACUGAGCCCACGGACAUGUACACGCCAUUCAUCGAGUCGCUUGCCGGCGCCGAUUCUGUCGAGGGCUUUGAGAAUAUCGGCUACUUGACGGGAGGCUUCCAGGCAUUUUAGGCCUCCUCAUCUUUGCUAGAUAGCUAAGUGACAAUGAGCAUAGAGCUCAAGCUUAUUCU
Messenger RNA from Protomyces lactucae-debilis, 2380 nucleotides. RefSeq names its product fungal-specific transcription factor domain-containing protein. The record is from RefSeq and is a predicted model, not a curated record. Lineage: Eukaryota; Fungi; Ascomycota; Taphrinomycetes; Taphrinales; Protomycetaceae. Gene Ontology annotation, molecular function: zinc ion binding; DNA-binding transcription factor activity, RNA polymerase II-specific; sequence-specific DNA binding. Bases 72 to 2321 code for a protein of 749 amino acids. The transcript has a single exon. Gene Ontology annotation, biological process: DNA-templated transcription; positive regulation of transcription by RNA polymerase II.